AAGAAAAUAUCCUGCUUUGUAUGACAAGCAAGAUAAAAAUUUCAGAGAUAAAAACAAAAAAAGAUUAGCUUGGGCAGAUGUGGCAAAAGAACUUAACAUACAGAAUGGUAAGAUCCAAAUAUAUGUUGAGAUCAUUGAACAAAAACAAGUUGUAUUUUACAACGUUUUCGUUAAUUAUCCUAAGUUCUUUUUAAGUUUAAAACGAUGGCUAUGAUACAAAAUUUUUAAAAGUCUUGAGGGACAUAAAUGGUUGACAGAGGACUUUGAUCUAUCUUUUCGCCCAUUUUAUAUCAAGAAUAUAACCAAACCAUAGACAAAUAUUUUUUAUGAUUUUAUUUUAGUUACCGAAGUUGAAAAAGCUUUUCGAAACUUGAGAAGCAAGUAUGGGAAAGCGAAAAAGAAGUGGAACUCUUUAAACAAAAGUGGAGCUGGUGCAAAAGAAGCGAGACGUCCUCCCCUUCUCGAAGUGCUAGGGUGGUUGGAACCAUAUAUCGUAGAAAGAGGCACAUCAUCCAAUUGAAGCACCAGUGAAUCUGUGGCACAAGAAGAAGAUGACGACAGGAAAUUAUUCGAAGGAGAACAGUUUGACCAGGAAGAAGAAGAUGGAGAUAUAGAGGAAGAUGGAGGAAAUGACGGUGACAACGAGUCAGUGAUAUCGGAACCAGUAACAAACCCACCACCUCUUCCGUCCAACAAAAGUAAACAAAACGUUUCGGAUGUCACGGGAAGACAAAAAUUUCAAAAGGGCGCAACUAAAAGGAAGGCAGAGUUGGAGACUGACUUAAUGUAUAAAUCCGCUAUACUACAAGCUGUAUAUAAAUGCUAAAUGCUCUUUAUGAUGGGGCAAGAAAGACCCUGAUGGGUGAAGUUGAAGAAAAGGCAAGGGAGGAUCAUGCCGAAGACGGGCAGCAGCCGAACCAAAAUUUCACGCCUCAAAAACAUAAGCAUGCUCACCAUAGAACCUUCCGAAGUUUCCGCAUCCCCGGCAUAGACGGUACGGAUGUUAAUGGUUACUUGGGGAUGGUGCGAUCACACGUGAAAACCCUGGUUGGGAAGCAGGUUAAAGACAUGGGGUCUGCUAAGGUGCGGUGUUUCCUCUGGAUUUUAUGGAAGAAGCCAGUGGAUGGUACCAGCGAGUUCAUCGAAGUCGAUAAAGUAUUCCACAGCAACAUGACACGGCCUUUCAGGGUACCGUCGUGGACGAGGUGCUAGAUACGAUGUUUGCCCAAGUCAAAACGCAUGUGGAGAACCCAGCGCUGCCCAAAAGUGGCUUCACCAUCGGUCGAAUCAUGCAUCUCGACGUGGACUUCCAUAAGCUACGACUAACAAGGGGUUCCUCAUAUAUCAAAGCACCCAAGUGGAUAGCCACUAAAAGGCCAUCAUUAACCCCGCGAACAAGGACGAAGAGUGUUUCAAGUGGAGCAUGAUAGCUGCUCUGCAUCAUGAGGAUAUAACCAGCGAUCCACAGAGAAUCAGCAAAC
Hydractinia symbiolongicarpus is the source of this 1481-nucleotide messenger RNA. RefSeq lists its product as uncharacterized. Lineage: Eukaryota; Metazoa; Cnidaria; Hydrozoa; Anthoathecata; Hydractiniidae. The coding region runs from base 820 to 1212 and encodes 130 amino acids. The transcript has 2 exons. The record is from RefSeq and is a predicted model, not a curated record.